AUGAAAGACUUUUCUCGUGGUAUAACUGUAUUUCUAAUGGAUUAUGAAAAAUACUUCAUCGUGAUAACUUGCACCGAUGCAGACGGGGAUAAAAGCAAAGAUUUUUGUUGCAUAGUCAAUGUAUCGAGCCUAGUUGGUACUAGAAAUACCCCAUCAUUUGCUGGUAAUUCAGCGACUAAAUCUGGUAUGAUUGAAUUAACAAAAUGUAUUGCAUCAGAGUAUUCAAAACACAAAAUCCGUUGCAAGGUAGUUUUGCCAGGAACGAUUGGAACGCCUAUGCUUGAUGUUUUGGCAAAAGACAUUGUCGAGCACGCUCUGGUGAAAAGACCAAUGCAAAGGUUGGGUGAACCGGAAGAAACAGCGAAUGUAUGUUUGUUUCUGGCAUUCAAUGAAAGUUCAUACGUCAACGGGGCUUGUCUGGAAGUCACCGGUGGAUUACAUGCGUGA
Styela clava is the source of this 447-nucleotide messenger RNA. NCBI's taxonomy places the organism in Eukaryota, Metazoa, Chordata, Ascidiacea, Stolidobranchia, Styelidae. The record is from RefSeq and is a predicted model, not a curated record.